GAGAUGGAUGCAGCAACAAUAUCAGCAGCAUCAUCACGAGCAGCCGAAUCACAAGCAGCAGCAGCAGCAGGGCGACUGUAGAGCUCCUUCAAACAGCACUGGCCGGCAUCUUUCGGCGCACUGUCUCCGCCCCGCGUUCCUCCCACCGUCCAUCCCAGGCCUCCACCACUCCCCUCCCUGCUCCCCGCCCCGCUCCUCGUUCCCCACCCGCCUUGCCCAACGACCCUCAACCCUCCCAAUCGUGUGCCCCUGCCCAUCGCCGCUCCUUCUCUUUCUCCGGAUCAGACAGUUUUGACCUAAGUGACUUGAGCGCUGACCUAGCUGGCUUGAGCAUGGAGGUAGCUGACUCCAAGUUGGAGAAUGCUGACUCAAACUUGGAGAGUUCUGGCUCGAAUUUUGAAGUCUCCGGCUCUGCCACUCAUGCUGACCCUGCUUUGCACUCUCGAGCCGUUUUUCCUGCAUCCAACGCGGGAGGCCUGCCGACGCAGAUGCUGCAAGCACUAACCUACCAGCAGCGUCAGCAGCUGCAGCAGCAGUUUCAGCAGUAUCAGCAGCAGCAGCAGCUGCAGCAGCAGCUGCAGCAGUAUCAGCAGCAGCAGCAGCAGUUUCAGCAGUAUCAGCAGCAGCAGUUUCAGCAGUAUCAGCAGCAGCAGCAGCAGCAGCAGCUGCAGAGUUGGAUGUACGAGCCGCAUCAUUUACCAUAUAGACUGCAGCAGCGGCAGCAGCAGCAGCAGCAUCACCAGCAUCAGCUCCAGCAGCAGCAGCAGCAGCAGCAGCAGCAGCGGUGCCUAGAUUUCACCCAACCUCUUAGCCUGCCUCUGCCAGAGCGCCAGGGAGGCGGAUGGGGCAGCGAGGGAAGGGAGGGAGGCAGACCAGCAGCUUUGGAACGCCUUGGUGGUUUUGAUGGCGAGUGUAGGCCGGAUUUUCGUGGUGGUGGUGACAGGUGCAGUGGCAGCAGCAGCAGCAGCAGCGGCGGCGGUGGAGGCGGCAGUGGUGGCAGACGCAAAGGGGAUGAGCGGGUGGGAGGGUGUAGUUUGGUCGGUGGCGAGGCCUGGAUUGCCCAGCAGCUUGUGAGAGGGGGAAGCAGUAACUUUGAGGCUGCAAGAAGCACGAGUGAGGAGGAGAGGGAGGAGGAUUUGAGGGAGUUGGAUGUGGGUAACCUGGUGAUGAGGCGGAGUAGCAGCGAGGGGCGAGGAGAUGCAGUGGGGGAGCCGCAGGGGUUGAGGGGUCUGAUGAAACGGCAAGAGGACGAUGAGGGGGAGGAAGGAGGGGGUUCAGGAGGAGAGAAUGCUGCGUUGGAUGUGCUUAGCGGGGUGCAAGAGGGAGAGAUGGUAGGGGAGCAGCAUGGGCACCUGGGACAGCAGAUGCAGGGGAGGCAGCUGGUGCAACAGAGGCAGCAGGAGUGGCAAGAGCAGCGGCAAUGGCGGCACCAUCAGCAGCUGUUGCAGCAGUUUCAGAAUCAAUGGUGGUGGCAGCAGCAGCAGCAGCAUGAGAAGCCAAAACAGCAGCAGAGACAGGAGCAGAAACAGCAGCAGAGACAGGAGCAGAAACAGCAGCAGCAGCAGCAGCAGCAGCAGCAGCAGCAAAGGCUGCCACAGCCAUGCUUUGACUACACCAACCCACGGCCCAGCAUGCAGACUGCUCCGUACAAUCCCACCCAGCCCAACAGAGACGCCGGGACACCUACAGGCACCGGCACAGAGGCAGGGGGAGAGGCGGGUCAGCUAAGGCGCAGUCAGACGGAGGACUGGGGGGCACACGGGGCUCUUGAGUCGACUCAAAAGGAGAUUGAGGACUGGAGAGCACACGGGGCGAUGGUGGGUGAGGCAAGGGGGCAGUAUGCCAGUGCUGGUGCUGGCAGGUUUGGAAGCAACAGCGCAGUGGCAGCAGCAGCAGCAGGCGGAGAUGGAGUGGCAGAGGGAGGAAAGCUGAGGCGCAGUCACACAGAGGACUGGAGGGCGAACAGGGCGUUGGUGCGUGACGCGAGGGGGCAGCAUGAGCAGCGCGUUGGACAGGCUUUUGGGCCGCCUGCUGAAGGGCCGUCUGGCCGGCCGUUUGAAGGGGCUUUUGGGCGGCAUGUUGAAGGGGCUCUUGGGCGGCCUGUUGAGGGGCAUUUUGUGCGGCCCUCAGAUGAACGGCCGCCAGAAGCUGGGUUCGCUGCUGCUGCUGCCGGUGCUCCCGCUGAUGCUCUUAGGUUUGGGUUUGGGAGCAGUGGGGGAGCAGCAGGAGGAGCAGAGGCUUCAGCAGGUGAGGGAGUCUGUGGCGGAGUGUGGUUCCCCUCUGCUGCGGAGUGUGGAUCAGCGUUGUAUGGCCGCAGCAUGACCCUUGACAGGCAGAGUUACAGGGGCCGGGGCACAGCCAUGGGCAUUGGAAUGGGGAUGGGCACGGGUAUGGGGACGGGUAUGGGCAUGGGUAUGGGGAUGGGCAUGAGUAUGGGUAUGCAGACGGGGAUGCAGAUGGGCAUGCCGAUGGGGAUGCCGGUGGGGAUGCCUCAGUUGGAGCGCAGGCGGACAGUGAGCAGGGUGCAUUUCAGUGAGGACGUGGAUGUGGUCAUGUUUGACGAGGCUGAUGUGGCGUCCGCUGUGCUCCGAAGCUGACGUGGCGUUUGCCAGUCCUGCAAGGCUGACUUGGCGUCUGCCGGUGCUGUGGUCUUAGCGUCUGCAAGCUGGUGUUGCCGCUGAUGGAAAACUAGUGGUGGACGUCACGCUCUUCCACACCACGACAAUAAAUGGCAAUAGUUGUGCCUUCUUGGCGCAAUGAGCCUUAUGUAUAGCAAUGGUUGCUAUACACUAUGCCGUGCCCAGGGCUGACUUUAUCAGACUAUUUACUCUGAUUAGUCUGAAAUCUCAGACCGGUUUUUUGGCUAAACCUGAAUUUCCAG
This is a messenger RNA of Closterium sp. NIES-67, 2881 nucleotides long. NCBI's taxonomy places the organism in Eukaryota, Viridiplantae, Streptophyta, Zygnematophyceae, Desmidiales, Closteriaceae. The record is from the annotation of a GenBank genome assembly.